AAUAAUAAAUUCAAAAAAGAAAAAAAAUCUAGCCAAACGGAGUAAUCUGUUUCGUUUUUCCUAUGGGAAAAUUAGUAGCUUGACUCAACUCAAUCAAACUUCAAGCCGUCAAACACGAAAGCGUACAGUACGGCCUCUCCGAUGCGCACAUUUCUCGGAACCUUCGAGAAUCGGAUUCCGAGUCUCUGACUCGCUUCUCGCAAACGGAGAUUCGAUUUCGAAGCGAUUAAGAAUGUUGAGCUCGUCCUACUCUCAGGCUCUCCUCCGCCGCCCCUUUCUCCCUCCGGCGACUUCGAUUCCUAGGGUUUCGAACCGCCCCAGAGACAGGUUUUCGAUCACUCGCAGCCUUCGGAUCUUCGAAUCUCAUUCCAGGCCUUCGAACAAGGGAGGGAAAAGAAUUUCAUGUUUUAGACAUCAGGAUUUUUCGUCUGAAACCAAAAAGUCUGAAUACAUUGAACAUGCUGCGCCUGAGGAAGCCGUCAAGUCUGAAACUCAGAAAUCAGAGUACAUCGAACUUACUGCUUCCGUGGAAGUCGUUAAGUCUGAGUGCAACGAUUCAGAGGCAGGGAAAAAGAAUUUGCCGUCUCGGAUUUGGGAGCUUGCAGUUGCGGUUUUUAGGUCAAUUGAGAGCCGGUGGACUGUGCCGUGGACAUUAGAGACCAUAUUGCAGGUUAUGCUUCUUUGGGUUGCUGCGUUUUGUUUCAUAGGUUCUUCGAUGGUCCCAUUUGCAGCCCAUUUGACGGGCCUCAGUAGGGAAUCGCUAACGCUUAGAGGACAAGCCUUGUUCAGCUUGUUGACUGAUAUAACCGAAGGUCUUGCUGGAAUAAUGAUUCUUCUUCGUUGCUUGUCUCGGUUUCGGCCUCUUCCUCCAGAUUGGUUUAGAUUUAGCUUCAAAGGAAACUGGUACAUUGAUGUUGUUCUCGGAUGCCUUAUGUUUCCCCUUGUUAAUGGGCUCUCGCACUUCAAUCUUAAACUCUUGCCUAUCUUGCCUUCGACGCCUGUCACUCUGUCAAGUGUUGAGCAGUCAGUAUUGGCAUGUGACCGAGUAGCAAUGGCACUGUAUGUAAUAGUAGUAUCAGUUUGUGCUCCUGUAUGGGAGGAGAUAGUCUUUAGGGGCUUUCUUCUUCCCUCCUUGACGAAAUACAUGCCUGUAUGGUGUGCAAUACUGGUGAGCUCCGUUGUCUUUGCUUUAGCGCAUUUCAACAUACAAAGGAUGCUCCCGCUUAUUUUUCUUGGGGUGGUGAUGGGUGCUGUUUUUGCGCGGUCAAGGAAUCUAUUGCCGUCAAUGCUCUUGCAUAGCCUUUGGAAUAGCUUUGUGUUUCUGGACUUGAUGAAGUAGCUGCUGCACAUAUACUUUCUUAUAGUCUGGUUGAUAUUUGACAAACCCAUUUCAGAAAAAUAGUCUAUUAAGGUCAAAUUUGUGGCAAGCACUGCAAUCUGUCCUAGGGUUAUGAGCCCCCUCCGAGGCUGGUCUGCUUGCGCUGUCUGAAUAAUUUUAGAUCAAUCACGUCCAAAGGAUGCAGUAUAACUCCCAGUAACUGAUUGCAAGUUUGUCAAUGCUCAAAGGUUUGGGAGGAAACUUGGUAUUUCAGGAGGAUCAGUUAGCAAUUUCAUCUUCUUGAUGAUAAAUGGCAUGUGGGCAAAGGGAAGAGAGAACUUUUUGUAAAUCAUCAUUUUCUGUAGGAGAUCUUUGAAGCUUACAAAGUUCUUGUAGUUUGAUAAGUCCCUUGUUUAUUUCUUCUCCCCCCUCAAAUUCUUUUUAUGGAAUAGUGAUGCAAAUCUCAAUGAGAAAAAAAAAAAGACUAAUUAAUUUAUUUGCAAUAUAACGGAAUUUGAAUGUAAAGGGUACUUGAUUUUCUGUCUGA
Molecule: messenger RNA, 1865 nt
Organism: Morus notabilis
Lineage: Eukaryota; Viridiplantae; Streptophyta; Magnoliopsida; Rosales; Moraceae
Exons: 4
Coding region: 233-1339 (368 amino acids)
Biological process (GO): CAAX-box protein processing
Cellular component (GO): membrane
Molecular function (GO): metalloendopeptidase activity
Source: RefSeq, a predicted model, not a curated record